CUUCUGGGCUCACUCCAGGGGCCAGUGUACGGUUGGAUUUGCUGUGCUGAUCCGGUUCCUAGAAAGCUCUUUUACAGAUCGCACCCAGUGUCUUUCUCUCCUUGGCCUUACUCCACCUUCUACUGUAAGUACCAUUUCUGACCUCACAAUCCUUCACCUGCAGCCUCAGGCCCCACCCCUUACAGAUGCUCCCCAAACUUAACUACCAAAAGUGCUCUCCUGUCUGCCCAGGCUGGGCCUCCUUCAACUUAUGAGCUACACCUGGCUCUUCGGUCAUCCAACCCUAUGGGCAACCUCAGGCCCCUAGGGCCUCCAGAACACCUUCCUUCUUCAUGAUUCACCAGGGGAACUUUGAAGAGUGAGAUGAUCCUGAUAGCAUGUUUAUCUACAUUAAACAUGGAGAUAAUCAAGAGUUUCUAGUCAACACCAAUUGCUCCGUUCUCCUGUUGCUACACUACAUCCGAAAGAAAAUGGGGUUGCGUAAAACAGACACCAUUGAUUUGUGUGAUGAAACUGGGACCAUGAAGUUACUUUUCUUGUCAAAGACACCCGGAGACUAUGCCAGCAAAUUCCUUACAGCUCGAAGUAUCUACUACGUUUGUAAAGUAGAGCGUGGAGCACCAGGUAGAGGUAUGAGGAUCGAGAAUUCCUACAAAGCUGUUGUGCCUCUCUUGAAGAAUCCAGAACAGGAACUAGUUGAGUCCCUACGCACACAGUGUGACUUCCUGGAGAGAAGCCGAAUAAAGAUGCUUCGAACUCUAGAAGCGAAGAGACUGGCAGCCAUGGAGUCCUCUACAAACCUCACAGCAAGAUCUUCCAAGAGCAGUGCCCAGCAGAGCACUAGUCCAAGUAGCCAAAUGAAGUCUAAAGCCGGACGAUCAGAUGAAGACGGGCCACCUCCCACCCGCAGACCAUUCUACAAGACCAGAGCAGACUUUCUCAAGAGACAUCGCUAACUCAAUAAAGUCACCAACUGAGAGCAGCAACUA
This is a messenger RNA of Peromyscus leucopus (white-footed mouse), 989 nucleotides long. RefSeq names its product chromosome X CXorf65 homolog (gene CXHXorf65). The record is from RefSeq and is a predicted model, not a curated record. Lineage: Eukaryota; Metazoa; Chordata; Mammalia; Rodentia; Cricetidae. Bases 378 to 956 code for a protein of 192 amino acids. The transcript has 6 exons.